AUGGAGGCUGCCAUUGCGUGCACGACGAGCAGAGCCCUCGCCCCGUUAGUUCGCGGCGGUCCGUCAAGCGCGCCUCGAAGGUCGUUCUGGAAGGGAUCAGCUCGGAACGACGUCUCGCGAGGCGCAUUUUUCGGGGAAAGCUCAGGCUUUGACGCCGGACAGCGAUUGGUUCGAACCACUCCAAACCGACGGAAUCCAACUGUCCGCGCGGCGGGUAACACCUUCGGCACCGCAUUUCGGGUUACCACAUUCGGCGAAUCGCACGGCGGAGGAGUAGGCUGUGUCGUCGACGGUUGCCCCCCGCGCCUGCCACUCACAGAGAAGGACCUCCAGGUCGACCUGGACAGGCGUCGGCCGGGCCAGUCGCGCAUCACCACUCCUCGCAAGGAGACAGACACGUGCCGGAUUCUGUCAGGCACUGCUGAUGGAGUGACGCUCGGAACACCCAUCGCUGUUCUCGUGCCAAACCAGGAUCAGCGGGGAGGGGACUACUCUGAGAUUGCAGUGGCUUACCGCCCGUCCCAUGCCGAUGCAACAUACGACUUCAAGUACGGCGUGCGGGCCAUUCAGGGAGGAGGCAGGUCAUCAGCUCGCGAAACUAUUGGCCGAGUGGCGGCAGGCGCAAUUGCCAAGAAGCUUCUGGCCCUCCACUCAGGCACUGACGUGCUCGCGUUUGUGUCACAAGUGCACCAUGUGGACCUGCCAGAGGAUGCUAUUGACCUCGAUACAGUCACACUGGAUCAGGUUGAGGCCAACAUAGUGCGUUGCCCCAAUGCGGCAGUGGCCGAGAAAAUGAUUGAUGCUAUUGAUGCUGUGAGGGUGAAGGGAGACUCGUGUGGUGGCGUGGUGACGUGCGUGGCGAGGAACGUUCCGCGGGGGCUGGGCUCGCCAGUGUUUGACAAGCUGGAAGCAGAGCUAGCACGGGCACUCAUGUCUCUGCCCGCCACCAAGGGGUUCGAGAUUGGGAGCGGCUUCUCAGGCACGCGCAUGCUGGGAAGUGAGCAUAAUGACGAGUUCUAUGUGGCUCCGGGCGGGGCCAUUCGCACGCGCACUAACCGCUCGGGGGGCAUUCAGGGGGGCAUCUCAAACGGGGAGAACAUUGUGGUGCGCGUGGCAUUCAAACCGACGUCUACCAUCACGAGGAGUCAGCGCACGGUGACUCGUGAGGGCGUCGAGACAGAGCUCAAGGCACGUGGCCGGCACGACCCCUGCGUGGUGCCCAGAGCUGUCCCUAUGGUGGAAGCAAUGGUAGCGCUGGUGCUGGCAGAUCAGCUGCUGCAGCACGUGGCUCAGUGCGACCUGCUGCCUGCUGAAGCCCUCGCCCCUGCUGCUGGUGUUACGGGCGGUAACCAGCGGGAAGCUACACUGUCGGAGCAGUCUGCUAUGUAUAGCGAGCAAUGA
Molecule: messenger RNA, 1401 nt
Organism: Closterium sp. Yama58-4
Lineage: Eukaryota; Viridiplantae; Streptophyta; Zygnematophyceae; Desmidiales; Closteriaceae
Source: the annotation of a GenBank genome assembly